AUGUGCAAACCCGUACUCAUACGGCACCGGACGGCCGAAGAGGUGAAGAAAGAGAGAGCGCAGGCGAAGGAGGAGCUCCGGGACCCCCAGACCGACGAGGAGCGCGCGUACGCCCACCCCUCUGGCAAAUGGCUGGUAGUGAUGGCCAACUGUACGCACUUGGGUUGCAUACCGAUCGCCAAUCAGGGCAAUUGGGGCGGCUUUUACUGUCCCUGUCAUGGCUCCCAUUAC
Molecule: messenger RNA, 231 nt
Organism: Medioppia subpectinata
Lineage: Eukaryota; Metazoa; Arthropoda; Arachnida; Sarcoptiformes; Oppiidae
Source: the annotation of a GenBank genome assembly